AUGUUGGCGUGGGUGGAUAUUGGAAGCAGUGAACACCACAAGCGACCCAAGGAUGAGAGAAAAGGUUUGGUGGAGCAGAAAGGAGGAGAGGAACGCCAUCGGCUGCGGCUCCAGGACAGAGAGCUGCAGGAGAUCUCUGAUGGAGGCUGGUGCCUCAGCAUGCAUCAGCCGUGGGCCUCACUGCUGGUCAAAGGCAUCAAGAGGGUGGAAGGACGGACGUGGUACACAUCACACCGAGGCCGACUUUGGAUUGCUGCUGCAGCCAAGAAACCCACUCCUCAGGAGAUUGCUGAGGUGGAAGCCAUGCACCGACACAUCUACAAGAAAGAGCCAAAGUUUCCUAAAGACUACCCCACUGGAUGUCUGCUGGGCUGUGUCAACAUGACUGACUGUCUGUCUCAAGAGCAGUUCAGAGAGCAGGCAAAUUUCAACUAUAUUGUCUCCUUAUAG
Molecule: messenger RNA, 450 nt
Organism: Nematolebias whitei (Rio pearlfish)
Lineage: Eukaryota; Metazoa; Chordata; Actinopteri; Cyprinodontiformes; Rivulidae
Product: activating signal cointegrator 1-like
Exons: 5
Coding region: 1-450 (149 amino acids)
Biological process (GO): positive regulation of DNA-templated transcription
Cellular component (GO): nucleus
Molecular function (GO): transcription coactivator activity
Source: RefSeq, a predicted model, not a curated record